Clarias gariepinus (North African catfish) is the source of this 5986-nucleotide messenger RNA. It is a transcript of the gene bnip3lb, whose product is annotated as BCL2 interacting protein 3 like b. The transcript is spliced from 7 exons. Gene Ontology annotation, cellular component: mitochondrial outer membrane; nucleus; mitochondrial envelope. The record is from RefSeq and is a predicted model, not a curated record. Bases 152 to 898 code for a protein of 248 amino acids. Gene Ontology annotation, biological process: defense response to virus; mitochondrial outer membrane permeabilization; positive regulation of apoptotic process. Lineage: Eukaryota; Metazoa; Chordata; Actinopteri; Siluriformes; Clariidae.
GCAGUCGUUACGUCAGUUGAGACAGACGCGAUGUCCGACGCUGCAGCUGCUGCUACGCGAUCCACAGGAGAGCCGGGGUUAAACGCUCACAUUCAUCAAGACCUGAACCCUGUCUUGUCUUGACUUGUCCUGACGUGAUGUGACACUUUUCAUGACGGGCAUCACGUCGCCGUUCGCCGAGCACGCACCCGGGCGCUGGACAGACUCAGAGAGACGCUGGCAUGCAGAACACUGUGGUUUUGGAUGGCUCUGUUUCUGGCACUGGAACGUUUUAGACGUGUGGGACGUGCUGUCCAGAAACAGAGAAUCUUGCUCAUGGGUGGAGCUCGAGCUGAACAUGAACGCAUCCGCCACAUCGCAGGCCGCCGCCCCCCCGGGAGCGCCCAGCUUGUCCCAAGUCGUCGAAGAAGUGGAAGAGAUCGUCGGGGGGCUGGAACACGUACCUUCUUCUUCCUCCAUCCAUAACGGGGACAUGGAGAAGAUCCUGCUGGACGCACAGCACGAGUCCAGCCGCAGCAACUCCUCCUGCGACAGUCCACCACGACCCCCCAGCCCUCAGGAUGAAGGUCAGAUCAGCUUCGACGUGGACAGAGGAGAAAACCAGGAGGCGCUGGAGAAGUUGAGGGAUGAUGAGAUUCUGAUGAAGGACUCGGACUGGGUGGCCGACUGGUCCAGCAGACCCGAGAACGUUCCUCCCAAGGAAUUUCAGUUCCGACAUCCUCGACGAAGCGUCACACUCAGCAUGCGCAAAACUGGAGCCAUGAAGAAAGGAGGGAUCUUCUCCGCCGAGUUCCUCAGAGUGUUCCUCCCCUCACUGCUGCUCUCACACUUACUGGUCCUGGGGCUCGGGGUGUAUAUCGGGAAGAGGUUGACGACGCCCCCUGCCAGCUCCUUUUAAGCAUCAAGGCCUCAGCCGUGGCUCGUGUGGAUUUAAGAGAAUGUCGCAGUUUGUACCAGAAACCCAGCCCCCUGCUCACCCCAUAAUCACCUCCUGUUUUUUUUUUUUUUCUCUCUUAUUCAUCUCUCCUUUUAUAUUGGUGCAGUCUGUUCCUGCAUUGGCUGCGUGAUGGAAAGUGCCAUAAGAGACCAGGAGACAGAUAGACGCUUCGAUUAUAAUUUUUUUCCUCUUUUCUGUACUUUAUUGUCCUGAGUGAUUAAGAGUUGUGUCGUGGUGGUGAAUACAGAGGAGGAGGUGGAGUUUAACCCGAACACGUGAGUGAGAGCCAUGAGUUACUGAAGGGUGGACGAACUGAUCCUGAAAAUAUUCCAGGCAUAUUUAAAAAAUAAUUAAAUGAAGAAGAAAAAGAAUAAGUAAUCAGUUCAAGUAAAAACAUCAGCAUGAGUUUAUCUUAUUGUAGAUUUUCCUUUAUAGCUAAGUGAGAUAUCUCAGAAUUAUUCAACCAUAUGAAUUUAUCUUUUAAACGUAAAAUAUUUGACUCCAUUUGCAGGCCAGCGAUUAAAACAAUUAACAUUUCUGCAUAAAAAGAAUAUAUUAUUAUGAUUAUAUACAUUUAUGCAUACAUGCUAAUCCAGAAAAUAACCUUAAUUAUCAUUAAACCAGCACAAGAUCUUACAAAAUUUUCUAUAACGACUCCAGCAGUAUUAACGAGGCAGAAACCAGACUAGACUCCACACCAGCAGAGUGCGCUGUUCUGCGUAGACUCACUUUAAAUGCAGUCCAAAUGAAAAAAAUUACUUUGACGUAACUUUAUAUAUAUGAAGUGACCUUUUGUAAUUAUUGUUUUUAUUAUAAUGUUUGUUUUAAAUUCUGAGAUUUAUUUUUUUUUUUGCGGAAAACACGGUACACACGUGUGUAAGCCCCAGAUGUCAUGUGAAGUGUGUAAACCUUCCAGCACGAUGUAUUUAAGUUUGUGUGACCCGAGAUCAGUGUGGGGUCAGGUCUGUGGCCAUUGUGUUUGGGGGGGACGUAGUGAAUCAUGUCGUUGUUAUCAUGUCUUGUGUAUUUGUGCUACUUUACUUCUUUUUGGUUUAGUUUUUUUGUCACUUUCCUUUUUAUUUUCAUUUGUCUUUUCAUUAUCAGUCAUUUCUUUUGUUCCAAAAAAAAAAAAAGAAAAAGCUGCACUGCAAGAGGCUUGUUGCAAUAAAAGUGAUUAAAAUACAGCUAUUAAAAAAAGACACAUUUCAUGUCUUUAGUUUGUAAAGAAACAUCAGAUCAGUGUUUCUUUAGGCAGUUUUUUAGAAUUAAAGAUCAUACUCUAAGAUUAUAUUUUUGAACUUACAGAUUUUAAUCUAAUGAAUUUAAACAUUGUGUUUGUGGAGAAACUUAUCCUCCAGAUCAAUUCUUACGCAAUCAGAGAGAAAAGGGGAAGAUUAGAGGCUUUUGAACUUAUUAUAAAAAAGUAAGAAAGGAAAAUAUGACUUUUUUUUUAAGAUUGUUUAAAUGUAUACUAAAUAUAAUAUUUUUAGUUAUUUAAUUUUCCGAACAUCUCUCUCACAGAACCUUUUUUCGUCUGAAACAUCAUGACCUCUGAUUUGACUUUUAUAAAUGCAAUAGCUUUUUGAUAAUUACGGAGUGCAUCAUCAACUCCUAUAAUAAAAUGUCAAAACAGAUUGCAGACCCUCGUCUACAUGUCAGACCCCUCCUCUAGAUCCACACCUCAAAAUUUAAUCUAUGUCCAAGUCUAAUAAUUUUUAUUUAUAAUAAAUGUUCUUUUAUGGUGAAUUCGAACUUGGUGACAAAGUGCCCUAUAGUCGGCGCCCCGAGACAAUCCAUCGCUGUAGUGGAAAAAAUGUUUUGUCUCGAAUGAGUUUCAACCAAUCAGGUUGCCGUAGCUGGAAGUAACUAUAACUGACCUUAGCUUUAAAUUGCACGACUUUACAUUUAGAGAUGUUCAGUUAAAGGUGUAUGCGGCUUAAAUUUUACUUCAAAGUAUCACACUAGAUGUGUGAUAAUUUAAUGGCUGAAUGUUUAAACACUGAUGAAAAUAUUUAUUAAGUUACAUUUUAACAUGCACAUUUUCCCCCGAACAGUUUUCGCAUGUUUCCGAGAGGCGUGCUUAGUCAUGUGACUAGUUCCCGUGAUAUUUGGCACAGAAACACGGCUGAGCAAGUAAAACAUUGUGCGAUUUGGCGAAAGAGUUCACAUAUAUUCGUGUAAAUUAAUCUUUUGACAAAACUUCCACGUGCGAUGCCAUUUUCUAUCGACAAUGUAACUUUUAUGUAAGUGUGCAUUGUAUUGUUUGUUUUUCUCCCAUUUCUUCACAGUCUCAAAAUCAUUAUGCAUUUUAUUUCAUUUAAAAGGAAUGAACAGUUUACUGCUGAAUGCGGAGUGGUUGGAACAGACGAGAGGGGCAAUGAGGUCGCUGCUGAGGUUGUUAAAUAAAGAAUCUUUAACAAUAAUAAUUAAAAAAUAAUAAUUGUAGGUGCUCUGCAGCCUGUCAGUAAAACGUUAGUUCCCAUUUCCUUCUUUAAUUUGCAUCAUUUUAUUUAAUAAGAAGAAAUAAAGGGCCAUAAGACUUUUGCACGAUUUUGUAACUCAAACUCAAAAAUUUAAUUAAAUCCCUAAAUCACAAAAUCUACUUAAAGGUUUAUUUUGAAUAUGAGGCUUCAGGACGUUCUAGGUUAAGAAUGUCAUUGUAUUUAGCAUUGCUGUUCGUGAGUCAUUAAGGUUUACUAGUUCAUUUGAAAACCAGAUGUUUAGAGAUGUUCUGGCUUCCAGAUGUAGACAGAUGAGAACUUGGCCAGAACAAACGCGGCUGAGAAUGGCAGCGAAAGUGAGAAUGGAUUCACAUUCUUCACCGCGACACGUCACUGCAUUCAGGAUUUGUUUGUGGAUAUUGAGCUAAGUUUACAGGUCAAGAUGGUGAGCUGAGGCAUGUAUAGUUUUUUUUUUAUGGCGUUAACAUGAUUUUACUCUUUUUAUUCACAGGUAGUGUCAAAUUAAUUGUUUGGGGGAAAAUUUAAUUAACUAAUGAAACUUUAUUCCACUCAAAGCAAGUGUUGUUCUUUAGCCGGGUCAUCGUGUUUGCGUCUGUAGUUUUGCUACAAAGCUAAUGAAGGCUAAUUGAAGCUAAUUGAUUUAAUGGAGAGCUGUACAGAGUUGCCCUUGCUCUGGGCAUCCGUGUCGUUCUGAGACCAAUCACUGGGACAUGUUUAGGUCUCUGGAAAACCAACCUGGAACUUUUCAAGGACAGUGGAUUGCAGAGUUAGAGAACGUUAAAUGUUAACAAAACUUCAUUAUGUAGCUGAACACUGAAAUGCCAACCCAAGGCUGUGUUUCUUGGGUUGUUUUCACGUUGUCUUUUUUUGACACGACGUUUUAGAAAAACCUAGCAUCUGUCCGAAGCCAAGCGAUCCCGACCAACCAGACGGCCUGAAAAAUCUAACAAAAAUGAAGGAUAAAAUGCAGAUUUUUAAAAUAUGGGUUAAUAUAAGUGAAUAUAAGCAGGUUAAAAAAAAAUUCUUGGUAACAUUUUUUAGAACUUAAAGACCUGCGCAGUCUAAUCGGCAUAAAUCUUUUGAUCUGUUAGGCUCAUGAUGACAAAGAACUCCCUCAUCUCCAGGGUUUCACCAAUUAUUUUAUUUCCUCUGCACCAUUGAGCAAUGUAGGCUAGUUAACUGGCUAGGACUGGUAAGCGUGUUGUCAUGGUGACAGUUGCGUGAAGACUUUUUUUGUCCGCGCUUUGUCUGAAAGUGUGAAAGCAGUAAAUUAAAGAUUGAUAACACACUUCAAUCUUUGAUUUUAUUUUUUAUCAAAUUUCUAUGUCUAAAUGAUUUGAAGCAGGUGUAUGGGCAAAGUGGAUAAUCGUGCGUGUCGCUAUUUUACUGAGGAUUUUCUUCUCCAAAAUUGUCUCCAAAGAUAAGCAGUAUUUUUAUACUUUAGCUACACUUAUUAUGACUAUCCUGAAAUUAUAACACUUUAUCUGUCUUCAGCAGUGUGAGACUGAAUUCACUGGGGUGUUCGAGUCAAACCGGGAUUUCUGAUUGUGCAGAACAUUUUCUCAGUCGCCAGAGCCAUGAUUGGCCGGCCUAACUCCUUUAAUGGCUCAAAUAUUAGGAAAUGACUUGGAUCGAGGUCAGUACUGUACAGGGGUUGUGAAAAAAUAACUCCCAGCCGAGUUCCUGCAAUGUGCAAGUGGUGUUGCUGAACAAUUGUGUGUACAGUGCACACAUAGAGACGGGUCUUUUCCACAUGUUGGCCACAAGUUAUCACAACUGCAGUGGUUCCGGGCCACCUCGGCUCAGGAUCGUCAUUCACGGCCUUCACAAGUCCCGGUUUGACCUGAACACCUCUUGUACAUAAUCAGUUUAGAAUAUGAGGCAGAAAUCUUAAUUUUUUUGACUAGUACAAGUACAGAUAAUAUAUUUUUAGAAUUAUUAUAAUUCAAAUGAAAUCAUACGCCAUAUGAAGAUUAAUACACUUCCAUUAAGAAGGACUUCCACAUAGUCUUAGGACCAGAGGUUGGAGGUAACUGAGUACAUGGACUUCACUUCAUGUAUCUGCACUUCAUCUAAGUAGUUUUAUUUGAUUAUACUUUUAAAUGUUACUCCGGUCAGAAGUGCAGCAAAUAUCUAUCCUUUUUACUUAACUACAUUUCUGCAUGGCCCAGCGUGACCCGACCAACAGCGGUGUGUAGUACUAGCCCAUCUUUGCCUAGUACACUUAGGAUUCUUCAAUGAGUCUUUUGGAGAUCAUUGGAUAAUUCCUUUCCUCCUGCUCUGAUGGAAACAGCUGCGUUUUCAGCUCUUCCUUUUUUCAUUGUGUCCUAAAGCCAAAGUGUGAGAUUUUGGAAACAUUUUCUUUCAUUUUUGUUUCUCCUCCUAACCCGGUGUGUCAUACUCCAGUUUGAUCAUGCUUUAUUUUCACCAUGUAAUAUCAUCUUUUUUUUUUUUACAUUUUAAUUUUGUUUCUUUCAGUGCUUUGUUUUGUAAAGAUAUAAUGAGAUGAUUUUUUGUUUUUGGUUUGUUGUUUAGAUUGUUGUUGAGCUAAAGAUUACAGUGAGGUGCUUUUGAAUGUGGAGAAACC